ACAAUCAUAAUCUGGCAACUCUUAGGUCGAAAACAAUUUCUUUUCGUUUUUUUUUUUGACUUAAAUAAAUCAAAUAAGACUGAUUUGCUCCGAUGGAGAAAGUGGAAGCUGUGACUGUGCCCACCGUGGAUGCGUACCGCCGCCUGCUCAACAAGGCGGUGUCCCAGCUGCUGUUGGACAAGGGCGCCGGCCAGGCGAGUAACCAGUGCCUGGAGACGCUCACCCAAAUGUUGCAGGCGCUGAUUGGAGAGAUUGGCAAUUCGUCGCACAACUACUGCGAACUGAGCGGACGCACCAUGCCCACCGUGGGCGAUGUCAGCCUGGCCCUCAUCAACAUGGGCAUCUCCAUCUCCAGCCUGGAUCCGUACAUGCGCAAGGAGACGCAUGUGGGCAUCCCACUGCCGCCACAACAGACCCAGCAGCGCCAGCUGAGCCUUCUCCAGGCGGGCAGCAAGUCCUCGCAUCCGCACUAUGUACCCAGCUAUUUCCCGGCCAUGCCGGAUCCACACGCCUACAUCCGCACGCCCACGCACAAGCAGCCGGUCACGGAGUACGAGGCCAUUCGCGAGAAGGCCGCCUGCCAGAAGCGCGACAUCGAGAAGGCGCUCACCAAGUUCCUCUGCAAGACCACGGAGACCAACAACCUCUUUCCCACCGAGGACAACAUGUUUCCCUUAAUUGCCUGCAAGCCAGCCUUUCCGCCCUAUGCAGCCGCCUUGAAUCCCACAGAUCAGGUGUUUGACUUCGAGGAGCUGGAGUAUCACUAUCUGGUGGCCAAUCGCACAGAAGAUGUGCCCAGCAAGGAGGACGGCGAAGAAGGCGACAGCGAGAACGAGGAGAUGGACGGCGACAAGUCCAAGGAGGAGAAGCCCGAGCUAGAGAUCAAGCCAAAUUCCACCACCAACAAGGCUAUUUUGGAGAACCCCAACAUAGAUAAUCCCUAUUUGCGUGCCGCCACGCUGCCCAAGCGUUCCAAAACUGGACCGACACCAGGAAUAAUGCCCACCAGGGGUCUGGCCGGCACGGCGCCUUCGAUACCCACUCCCUCUACCCUAGAAAUAACCAAAAAUAUCAUCUAAGUGAAGCAUGCGGUUUUAAAUAUUGUUAGAACAUUUUUAAAUUGUUUUAAAUAAAUAACAUAACUGCGCUCAUA
Drosophila suzukii is the source of this 1153-nucleotide messenger RNA. It is a transcript of the gene Taf8, whose product is annotated as TBP-associated factor 8. NCBI's taxonomy places the organism in Eukaryota, Metazoa, Arthropoda, Insecta, Diptera, Drosophilidae. Gene Ontology annotation, cellular component: transcription factor TFIID complex. Gene Ontology annotation, biological process: transcription initiation at RNA polymerase II promoter. Gene Ontology annotation, molecular function: protein heterodimerization activity. The record is from RefSeq and is a predicted model, not a curated record.